AUGGAGUCUAACAAGGUUCCUGUAGUACAGCCAUCCCAUGGGGUCCAUCCACUCACCCCACUCAUCCCAUAUAGCAAUGAACAUUUCAGCCAUGGCUCCCAUUCACCACACCUGCCAGCCGACAUCAACCAGAAACAAGGUGUACAUCGUCCUUCUCAAACAUCAGAUAUUUCUGGUUUUUAUUCCCUCCCUCCCAGUGGAGUUGGACAGAUAACACCUUCUGUGGGAUGGCAGAGCCAGCCUGUCUGCCCUUUCCAGUCAUGUGGACUUAGACAGCCCUAUACGUCGGCGCUCUCGGCUGGGGCUACUUUCUCCAGGAUUACACAUCCAUUGGUGCUUAGCUCUGGAAUGCAUGCACCAGGACUCCCACACCCAGGCAUCACAUCUCCAUCUGGGAAACAAGAAAUGGAUCAUUACGACCGAAGCAUGAAAUCACAGUCAGAACCAAAGAGAGAAAAGGAAGCUAAGAAGCCUACCAUCAAGAAGCCUUUGAAUGCUUUUAUGUUGUACAUGAAAGAAAUGCGGGCAAAGGUCAUUGCUGAAUGCACCUUGAAGGAAAGUGCUGCGAUCAACCAGAUUUUAGGGAGGCGGUGGCAUGCAUUAUCACGGGAGGAGCAAGCCAAGUAUUAUGAACUGGCCCGCAAGGAAAGGCAGCUUCACAUGCAGCUGUAUCCUGGCUGGUCUGCAAGAGAUAACUAUUCUUCUUCAGGCUCUUCAUCCCGCGAUCACACACAGUUUAAUUCAGGGCCCCUGGAAUUCAGCAGCACUUCCUGGCCAGUUUCUGCAGCAAGGGGAAAAAAGAAAAGACGAACAAGAGAAAAACAGCAAGAUUCCAAUUCAGAUCCUGCCUCUCCUAAGAAAUGCAGAGCUCGCUUUGGCCUCAACCAACAAAUGGACUGGUGCGGCCCAUGCAGGAGGAAAAAGAAGUGCAUUCGGUACCUACAAGGAGAAGGACACUGCACCAGCCCAGUUUCUUCCAAUGGAAGUGCUAUAGAUUCCCCUCCCUCCCUUUUGGAUGUGCUCCAGUGUACAUCCUCUGCUUUUAUUCCAAACAAGCUUGCUGCUCCUGCUGAUCUCACACACCAAAACCAAGCCAAUCUUUCCUCUGUAUCUGUACAUCUCAAAACUGCUACAAGCACAUCAGGACUUACUUCUAAAUGUUCAACAGUGCCUCAUAAAUCCAUAGUGCCAAGUGAAUCCUCAGGGCACAGUAUGGUAUCAAUAGGAACAUAGUACUAAUGUGAUAAUAAGGCUCACAGAUUCAUCAGGCACUUUGAUGAUUGGUUCUGCUGCAUAUGGAAGCUACAGAGAGAAAACUCCAGCGUGCCAACAAAUGGUAGUCUUAAAGUCAGUCAAAAGCCAAAUCAGAAAACAACACUGCAGCACUAAAAGUGUUGUCUAAGUAAGGACACCAACAGUCUCUGAAAAGUAUGAAGAUAAACUUAAUUCUGGUCAGUAACUGAAUUAUUUAGUUCCUUUUCCAAUGGAGAUAAAAACAAAAUACACUGAUUUAAUUGCAGAUGAGAGGUGCUAUAAAUGUUAAAGCAUUUAUUAAACUGUUAUAGUCAGAUUCUGAGUUUCAGUCACCCAAUAGAUAUUAUACAUGAUACAAAAGUAGUUUGAUUUAUAAGUUCAAAUGUUCCACAGAAAAAGGAUAAAGCAGCCUGUAAGAAACUAAAAUAUUUAAUUAUGCCUCAUCUUUGGGAACAAGGGUAGAUUGCAUUAACAAAUGUUUAUUCCAGCAGCUUAAAGGCAGAAAUACUUAUUAGGUGAUAAAACAGGAGAAAACACUGUCUGUGUGAAAGUCUGUCUAGUGUUCCAGAUAUAAGGCUGUGUGCAUUACAACUUUUCAGCUGUAAAGAUUUUUUCUGCAAUCUAUUGUAAAUUAUGCAAAACUCAAAAAUCCUUAUUUUGCAGUUUCUUGUGCUUCUGCUAGGUAAUGGGUGGGAAGAAGGAAAGGAUAUAAGCUGUACUUCUAAUCACUAAAAAUUUACUUUGCAGCCUUUCUAGCUUCUUAAAAGCUUGCCAAGAUUUACCCACCAUCUAACUUCAAGCCUAUUGUGAAGCACAACUCUGCCUAUAAAGUAAUUUCUACCACAACUCCAAUAUGAAGCCUAGUCAUAUUCCUCAUUCUCUAUAUCCCUUUUGUCCAUUUUACUGGGAAGAUAUUUAUUUGAAAGUUACAUGCUUCUCUGGAGCCCAAUUCAUUUUCAGUGCUAAGCAAAGUUGAUUGCUUUGAACUUUAACUAUAUAAUCAAUACAGAUGUUCCCUUUCUGGUGCACUCUAGGGAUAGUAGUUUUCUCAGAGGAUAAAUACACAGUCACAUAUUGAUGCUAAUCCCAACAUACUGAGAUAAUAUCAGUGAGAAUCCUGAGCUACCAAAGAAAGGGUAGGAGAAUUCAUAAUGUGGUACAGCUGAAAUGGGUGGGUCACUUCAUUAUCAAUGAUAAAGUAGAUUCCUAUGACCUUUACAACAGUAUUUCAACAAACCUUACCUUAACCUUUCUGGAAAUCAAAGGAAGGUCACAAAAAUCACAGCUUUGAAGAGUUUGUAAGCCCAUGUCUCUAACUUUAUGGACUUGAAGCUAAACCACUGCGCUCCAUCUGAAAAGAACUCAAUAAAGCUGAACACGGAUGUGAGCUUUAGCGUGAGUGGCUAGCAUGGGAAAACGUUUUAUUUCCCCUAUUUUUUCCUCCUCCUCUAAUCAUUUCUCCUUUUUCCAAUGUGGCAUGAAUUGACAUUAAAACUAGAAGAUCACUAGCCCAAACACCUAUCUUGCAGAAAUUGUGGGCAUAUGUAUAAUUAGGUUUCCCUUAUUUUUAAUACACCUUAAGCUCACUGCUGUAAUCACUGCAAUAGGGUAAAAUGAACUAAAAGGACCUUUUCCAAUAGACAAAACUUGUAUCUAAGGUAAUCGCAUAAAAAUCGAAGCUUUAUUUAUUGGAGUAAGAGUUAUUUCAACUAAAAGCUGAUUUUGCACUACUUUUUUUCCUCUUUUUUUUUUUUUAAACUAAAGCACUAUUCUGAAAUAUUCGUAGACAAUCUUUAACUGUUGUACAAUAUUGUCACCAUGGGCAAAAUCCAAUAUUGUGCACAUGGAAGACUGCUUGCACAACAGUUUUUUCUCUUAUCUCAUGCAACCAUUCAAUCCUAUACAAUAUCUUUGAUCCCUCCCAAAACAGAUU
Messenger RNA from Python bivittatus (Burmese python), 3187 nucleotides. NCBI's taxonomy places the organism in Eukaryota, Metazoa, Chordata, Lepidosauria, Squamata, Pythonidae. The record is from RefSeq and is a predicted model, not a curated record.